AUGCAGGCUACUACUUCUUGUCUUUCUAAGUCCUCAGCUUCAGCUCCUCCACCACAACAUCGCUUCUCCAGCCACCUAAUAGGUGGGAGAAAGGGUUUGGGAGGAGCAAAGACGGUAAAUGUCAAAGUAAUGGCUUCAAAAAGAUCAUCAGGGCCAUAUAGUCACAAUUUCGACGGGAAGCUAGUGGAUGAGAGCAUGAUAGUGUUGAGAAAGCGGAUUCAGGAGAUGCAGAGGGUGGAGAAGAGUUAUGAGCCUCCCCAGCAUUGGAUGGAGUGGGAGAAACAAUACAAGAAAGAAAAGUACGACCUCGAUGUUUGCCAAGCUGUGGGGAGCUUGCAAUCCAAGCUCAUGGAAACCAGGCCUGCCGUUGCUUUGGGGAUGGCUCUUCUUCUUCUCUUUAUCUUACCAACUUCAAUCGCCGCACUUCUCUUUCAUCUUAUCCCUAAUUCCCUAUGA
Molecule: messenger RNA, 456 nt
Organism: Gossypium raimondii (Peruvian cotton)
Lineage: Eukaryota; Viridiplantae; Streptophyta; Magnoliopsida; Malvales; Malvaceae
Exons: 1
Coding region: 1-456 (151 amino acids)
Source: RefSeq, a predicted model, not a curated record